Molecule: messenger RNA, 754 nt
Organism: Athalia rosae (coleseed sawfly)
Lineage: Eukaryota; Metazoa; Arthropoda; Insecta; Hymenoptera; Athaliidae
Gene: tsu
Product: RNA-binding protein 8A
Exons: 4
Coding region: 101-601 (166 amino acids)
Biological process (GO): RNA splicing
Cellular component (GO): cytoplasm; exon-exon junction complex; nucleus
Molecular function (GO): mRNA binding
Source: RefSeq, a predicted model, not a curated record
AACGAAAAUUACAGGAUCCUUUUUCUUUAGCCAUAGACUCUAUGUACUGUUUGUGGCUGUUUGUAGAUUGAUUAAUUAAAAGAAUACAAGUUUAAUAACGAUGGCAGACGUUCUGGAUAUUGAUAAUGCUGAGGAAUUUGAAGUAGAUGAUGAAGGAGACCAAGGUAUCGCGAGACUCAAGGAGAAGGCGAAAAAACGCAAGGGUAGAGGGCACGGCGCAGAACUUGUCUCAACGAGAGAUGAUGUUGGUCACUAUGAAUCCAUGAACGUUGUUGAAGACGAGGAUGACCAACCAGGACCACAAAGAUCUGUUGAGGGCUGGAUACUUUUCAUAAAUUCCGUGCAUGAAGAAGCUCAGGAAGAUGACAUACAGGAUAAAUUUUCUGAGUUUGGUCAGAUCAAAAAUUUGCACUUGAAUCUUGAUCGACGAACAGGUUUUCUUAAGGGAUAUGCUCUGGUUGAGUAUGAGACAUUCAAAGAGGCUCAAGCUGCCAAAGAUGCUUUGAAUGGUGCUGAAAUUUUGGGCCAGGCAAUUUCAGUUGACUGGUGUUUUGUCAAGGGUCCUAAAAAAAUCAAGAAGAGAAGUCACAGAAGGCGAUAAACAAAAUCUAUGUGGAGAGGCAAUUCUUCCCCGAAUAUUGUUACUUGACAUUCUGUUCCCAUGUCUUGUGUUAACUACAGCAUAAAGUGGAAAAAUAGGACUAAAUAAUUUUCUAUCUGAGAAAAUACUGAAUAAAUUCAAGAUAACUCAUGA